Messenger RNA from Staurois parvus, 396 nucleotides. The record is from the annotation of a GenBank genome assembly. Lineage: Eukaryota; Metazoa; Chordata; Amphibia; Anura; Ranidae.
CUAAUAUACACUAUAUUGCCCCAAGUUUUGUCCCCACACUCCCAAUCGUGUGAUUCAGGUGUUCCAAUCCCCUCCAUAUCAUGUGAUUCAGGUGCUCCAAUCCCCAUCAUAUCAUGUGAUUCAGGUGCUCCAAUCCCCUCCAUAUCAUGUGAUUCAGGUGUUCCAAUCCCCUCCAUAUCAUGUGAUUCAGGUGCUCCAAUCCCCUCCAUAUCAUGUGAUUCAGGUGCUCCAAUCCCCUCCAUAUCAUGGGAUUCAGGUGUUCCAAUCCCCUCCCAAUCAUGUGAUUCAGGUGUUCCAAUCCCCUCCAUAUCAUAUGAUUCAGGUGUUCCAAUCCCCUCCCAAUCAUGUGAUUCAGGUGUUCCAAUCCCCUCCAUGGACACAGGUGUAUACAAUCAA